Messenger RNA from Propithecus coquereli (Coquerel's sifaka), 1696 nucleotides. It is a transcript of the gene TEF, whose product is annotated as thyrotrophic embryonic factor. Gene Ontology annotation, cellular component: nucleus. Gene Ontology annotation, biological process: regulation of transcription by RNA polymerase II. Bases 62 to 973 code for a protein of 303 amino acids. NCBI's taxonomy places the organism in Eukaryota, Metazoa, Chordata, Mammalia, Primates, Indriidae. The transcript is spliced from 4 exons. The record is from RefSeq and is a predicted model, not a curated record. Gene Ontology annotation, molecular function: RNA polymerase II cis-regulatory region sequence-specific DNA binding; DNA-binding transcription factor activity, RNA polymerase II-specific.
UCUGGCCCAUCUCGGGGGGCGGGCGGGGGAGGCGAAGCGCGCGAGCAGGGCGCGGGGCACGAUGUCCGACGCGGGCGGCGGAAAGAAGCCGCCUGUGGAGCCGCAGGCUGGGCCAGGCCCGGGGCCGGGGCGCGCACCUGGGGAAAGGGGCCUGCCGGGCUCCUUCCCACUGGUCCUGAAGAAACUGAUGGAGAACCCCCCGCGCGAGGCGCGCCUCGAUAAGGAAAAGGGGAAGGAAAAGCUGGAGGAGGAUGAGGCAGCAGCUGCCAGCACCAUGGCCGUCUCAGCCUCCCUCAUGCCACCCAUCUGGGACAAGACCAUCCCAUACGACGGCGAGUCUUUCCACCUGGAGUACAUGGACCUGGACGAGUUCCUGCUAGAGAACGGCAUCCCUGCCAGCCCCACCCACCUGGCCCAGAACCUGCUGCUUCCUGUGGCUGAGCUAGAAGGAAAGGAGUCUGCCAGCUCUUCCACAGCGUCCCCACCAUCCUCCUCCACUGCCAUCUUUCAGCCCUCUGAAACCGUGUCCAGCACAGAAUCUUCCCUGGAAAAGGAGAGGGAGACUCCCAGUCCCAUUGACCCCAACUGUGUGGAGGUGGAUGUGAACUUCAAUCCUGACCCUGCCGACCUGGUUCUCUCCAGUGUGCCAGGUGGGGAGCUCUUCAAUCCUCGGAAGCACAAGUUUGCGGAGGAGGACCUGAAGCCCCAGCCCAUGAUCAAAAAGGCCAAGAAGGUCUUUGUCCCUGAUGAGCAGAAGGAUGAAAAGUACUGGACAAGACGCAAGAAGAACAAUGUGGCGGCUAAACGGUCGCGGGACGCCCGGCGCCUGAAAGAAAAUCAGAUCACCAUCCGGGCGGCCUUCCUGGAGAAGGAGAACACAGCCCUGCGGACGGAGGUGGCCGAGCUACGCAAGGAGGUGGGCAAGUGCAAGACCAUUGUGUCCAAGUACGAGACCAAGUACGGGCCCUUGUAACCUGUGCCCACCGCCCGGGCGGGGCACUGCUUGCACCUCAGACCUCUGCCUGGGGGCUCCCUGAAACCCCUCACACACGUGGAGACUUAUGACUCGUCAUGGGUGCGUGGCAGCGCACCUGUUGCAGGAGCGUUCGUGUCUCAGCUUCAUUAUAACACGGGCGGCGCACGUGGCGACUUCCGGGGGGGGGCCAGCCUCCUCACUGGUGGGGAGCGUGAGAGAAUCUACAUAGAUGGUGAAUCGGCCUUAGUUUCUAUUGUUGGAUGUCCCGGUUGAAUCAGAAGGGGACCUCUGGAGUACAAAUCCUCCUUUCACAGGGCACUCAGGCUUCUCUUGACUCUCCCUGUCUCCAGCCUGGGCUGCCAAGGGCUGUCUCUGCAGAAGGAGUCGUAAUUGUUGUCACCCUUAUGUCUUCUCAGGUAGCAGGACGCAUUUCCACUUGGGGUGUGUCUGUCACGCACCUCAUCCUCCCCAGAAAGUCUUUGAGAGAAACAUCAGUUCCCAUCUUCCUUGGAGUUAGAAGAACAAACCAGCUUCUCCUUUAGUGUCUGCAUGGGUGGCAGGCCACAGGAGCAGGGUCUUUGCACAGCCUGGGCUGGGGUUUGAGUCUGGAGCCUGCAGCAGGAGUUCACCCAACCGUUCUUAGCCGCUGAACCACUAUUCCCCUGUGGCUCUGAGGACUGGAAGCCAGGGAGGAGGCCCUGGUGAUGGGCCCUCUGUUUC